Messenger RNA from Eptesicus fuscus (big brown bat), 1950 nucleotides. It is a transcript of the gene IRF7, whose product is annotated as interferon regulatory factor 7. The transcript has 10 exons. Gene Ontology annotation, biological process: immune system process; regulation of transcription by RNA polymerase II. Gene Ontology annotation, molecular function: DNA-binding transcription factor activity, RNA polymerase II-specific; RNA polymerase II cis-regulatory region sequence-specific DNA binding; protein binding. NCBI's taxonomy places the organism in Eukaryota, Metazoa, Chordata, Mammalia, Chiroptera, Vespertilionidae. Gene Ontology annotation, cellular component: nucleus. The coding region runs from base 383 to 1909 and encodes 508 amino acids. The record is from RefSeq and is a predicted model, not a curated record.
CCGCCCCCCUCUCCCCACAUAAAAACGCGGGCUGCCGGCUCUCCGUUGAGACGAAAUUUCCCGUCCCGGCGGCUCCGGUUCCAGGGUCCAGCCUGCGCACCCCCAGGCCAGGGCGCUGGCUCAACACCUGUGACUUCACGUGUGCGCGCCGCCACACCUGUCCUCACACCCGCGCCACCUGUGCCGAGAAACCCACGCCUCGGCACCGUCGUGGCCCUAAGCCCGGCACCCACACCUGUGACCCUCACACCUGUGACCCUCACACCUGUGACCCUCACACCUGUACCAACUGGGCACACCUGUGAGCGCCCCUGCGCAGCCCUCCCCGCCCUGUGGGAACACCUGCGUGCCACCCCUGACCACAGCCCCUCGCAGCGGGACCAUGGCCGCUGACCCCGACAGGGGGGCCCCGCGCGUGCUGUUCGCAGACUGGCUCCUGGGCGAGGUCAGCAGCGGCCGCUACGAGGGGCUGCGGUGGCUGGACGCGGCCCGCACGCGCUUCCGCGUGCCCUGGAAGCACUUCGCGCGGAAGGACCUGGGCGAGGCCGAUGCGGGCAUCUUCAAGGCCUGGGCCCUGGCGCGCGGCAGGUGGCCGCCCAGCAGAGGCGCAGGUGACCUGCCGGCUCCCGAGGGCCAGCUCCUGGCGGGCUGGAAAACCAACUUCCGCUGUGCCCUGCGCAGCACCAAGCGCUUCGUGAUGCUGCAAGACAACUCGGGAGACCCCACCGACCCGCACAAAGUGUUCACGCUCAGCUCCGAGGAGGGGUGCGGAGGAAGUCCAGGCGUUGACCAGGGGGACCACAAGGCUCCUGAAGAUGCCCCACCCACGGGGGGGGCGCUCCCUGGGCCAUGCCUGGCAGGUGCUGGUGAGAGUCCUGGGCCUGGACCAGCCAGGUGGAGCCCCGUGCCCGUGCCCGGCGCCCCCAGCCCUCUCGUGAGCCUGGCUGCCAGCGCCAAGGACCUCCUGCUGGAGGCCCUGCGGCAGAGCUGCGUGGAGCACCUGCUGGAGGCUCCGGCAGUGGACCCAAUCCCUCCCGCUGCCUGUGGCCCGGAGCUGCCUGCUGGGGAACUGGAACUUCCAUGGGCUGUGGAGGGCGCCCCCAGCCCCAGGUCCCAGCCCCAGGCCCCGAUGACAGACGCAGGUCCAGCCCCCGAGAUGUGGCAGCCCCCACCUGAGGCGGAGCCCUGCACCCCACUGGUGGGGCCCCUCUGCCCACAGCUCGGCCUGCACACAGAGCCCAGCCUGGGGCCCCUGCACGUGACCAUCAUGUACAAGGGCCGCACGGUGCUGCAGGAGACCGUCGGGCGCCCCAGCUGCGUGCUCCUGUACGGGCCCCCCGGCUUUGCCACGCAGGCCCCGGAGCCCCAGCUGGUGGCCUUCCCCUGCCCCGCCCAGCUCCCCGACCAGAAGCAGCUCCACUACACGGAGAAGCUGCUCCAGCACGUGGCCCCCGGCCUGCGGCUCCAGCUCCGGACGACUGGGCUGUGGGCCCAGCGCCUGGGCAAGUGUAAGGUCUACUGGGAGGUGGGCGGCCCCCUGGGCUCCGCCAGCCCCUCCGUGCCCGCCUGCCUGCUGGAGAGGAACCGCGACACCCGCAUAUUCGACUUCGGCACCUUCUUCCGAGAGCUGGUGGAAUUCCAGGCUCGCAAGCGCCAGGGCUCCCCGCACUGCACCAUCUACCUGGGCUUUGGGCAGGACCUGUCGGCCGGGAGGCCCAAGGAGAGGAACCUGGUCCUGGUGAAGCUGGAGCCGUGGCUGUGCCAGGCGUACCUGGAGAGGGUGCAGAGGGAGGGCGUGUCCUCCCUGGACAGCGGCAGCCUGGGCCUCUGCCUGUCCAGCUUCAACAGCCUGUACGAGGACCUGGAGCACUUCCUGGAGCACUUCAUGGAGGUGGAGCAGCCAGCCUAGGCCCCACGGCUGCCCUGACCAAUAAAGAGCUGCGAGCCGGA